AUGGCAACUGAGAAAGACCCUGAUGAUUUCUACUCGCACAAAUUCCCUUGUGCUUCUCAGGUAUUGGAAGAACUUCGAGAGCUAUGGGGCAUGGCCUUUCCCAUAACAGCCAUGAACUGUCUGGUGUUCGUCCGAGCCGCGGUGUCGGUAGUAUUCCUGGGCCGGCUGGGCAGCAUGGAGCUCGCCGGAGGCGCCCUGUCCAUUGGUUUCACCAACAUCACCGGUUACUCUGUUAUGGUGGGUCUCGCCUCUGGCCUCGAACCCGUUUGCAGCCAAGCCUACGGCAACAAGAACUGGGACCUCCUCACUCGGUCCCUGCAGCGCAUGGUGCUCAUCCUCGUCCUCGCAACAAUACCCAUCGCCGUGCUGUGGCUCAAUCUCGAGAGGAUCAUGGUUUUCGCGGGGCAAGACAGAGCCAUCACCGCCAUGGCUGCAACUUACUGCCUCUACUCCCUCCCGGACCUGUUAACGAAUACGUUGCUGCAGCCGCUGCGGGUGUUCCUGAGGUCGCAGAAGGUGACGAAGCCGCAGAUGUACUGCACCCUGGUGGCAGUGGCCUUCCACGUGCCGCUGAAUCUUGUCCUGGUGAAGCAAAUGGGGCUGGGAGUCCCCGGGGUGGCGGUGGCGUCGGUGCUCACGAAUCUCAACAUGGUGGUGCUCAUGGCGGGGUACGUGUGGUGGGGGAAGGGAAUGACGGUGUUGAGAUGGACGGCUGGGAUUGGAGAGGUGUUUGGUGGACUUGGCCCACUGUUGAAGCUGGCGGUGCCGAGCUGCUUGGGUAUAUGUUUGGAGUGGUGGUGGUAUGAGAUUGUGACAAUCAUGGCCGGCUAUUUGCCCAACCCAACUCUGGCUGUCGCCGCCACCGGGAUUCUUAUUCAGACCACCUCUAUGAUGUACACUGUCCCCAUGGCACUGGCUGGCUGUGUUUCUGCCAGAGUUGGGAACGAACUCGGAGCUGGGAAGCCAUACAAGGCCAAGCUUGCAGCGAUGGUUGCUUUGGGAUGUGCAUUUGUGAUCGGCGUCAUCAAUGUGACAUGGACGGUGAUUCUUAGAGAGAGGUGGGCUGGCCUGUUCACCAAGGACGAGCUCGUCAAAGUUUUGGUUGCAUCAGUUAUGCCAAUUAUGGGGCUUUGUGAGUUAGGUAACUGCCCCCAAACUACUGGUUGCGGCAUCCUACGCGGCACCGCACGCCCUGCCGUAGGUGCCCGUAUCAACUUAGGUUCCUUCUACUUUGUGGGUACACCUGUAGCUGUUGGACUUGCUUUCUGGCUCAAGAUUGGGUUUGCAGGACUUUGGUUUGGUCUGUUGUCUGCACAGGUAGCUUGUGCUGUGUCUAUUCUCUAUGUUGUGCUGGUGAAGACUGAUUGGGAGGCUGAGGCUUUGAAGGCCAAGAUGCUGACUGGUGUAGAAAUGGGUGUAUGCAAUGAGAAAGAUGAUGAAGAAAACACAGGCUUAUUGAAGAAUGAAAACCGUCAUCAUGAUCAGAAUAACAUAUAUCAAUGAAUUCAUUUAGACUUGUGAUGAGAGACGAAGAGAGAGACCUCUGUUGUGUAGUUCCGUUGUUCAAGGCUCAUGAACUGAUCACUGAUGGAAGCAGCGAUGCUAAGG
Molecule: messenger RNA, 1608 nt
Organism: Fragaria vesca subsp. vesca
Lineage: Eukaryota; Viridiplantae; Streptophyta; Magnoliopsida; Rosales; Rosaceae
Product: MATE efflux family protein 9-like
Exons: 3
Coding region: 1-1503 (500 amino acids)
Biological process (GO): xenobiotic detoxification by transmembrane export across the plasma membrane
Cellular component (GO): membrane
Molecular function (GO): xenobiotic transmembrane transporter activity; antiporter activity
Source: RefSeq, a predicted model, not a curated record